AUGAAUGUGGACUACUUUUUCAAAGCAACUCAUCCGAGCACUAUUCUCGAUCUGGAGCCCCUUGAGCUUAAGGACGAAAGGUUAUCCGCAUGGCACGACACUUUUGUGGACGUACCAACCCCUUUGAAAUACAAGUACGAUCGCAAUGUCAAUUUUUCCGGCGCGGAAUUUAGCAGCAUAGAGGAAUGUACCGCAGCUCUAGCCAAUGGCCCCGAAGAGAUACGAAAACCAGCACGCAAGAUUGUGGACGAGAGAAAAAUUAAGCCCCUGAUUGAACUACUCAUGCCUUGGGUUCCUCAGCUUUUUUCUAGUUCGUUCACGGAGAAUGACUUGAUUGACCCAAAGACGUUGAGAAUAAUGUGUAAUGCGGUGGCCGCAGUUGCAAAUAACUUGGAGAUGCCUGAGAUUGAAGCCGAAUGUGUGGGCCCUCAAAAGAUCUACAAGUCUCUCACGCGCCUGAUGAUGGAUCUAGGAGAGGCCAUCGUAAGAUGUGAGGGUGUGGAAACUUAUCUCGCCACCAGUUUGUUCUUGUUUUUGGCAGCGGAAGAGAUCUAUUCCCAUUUAAAGGAGUCAGAUCAACUCGCUCUCCGAUCUAUUGUAGUGACAUUCCUCAGGAACUAUGUUGCUUCACUCUUGCUGGUUGAGUCAAUCGAUUCUCAAACACACAAUCCCAAAUUGGCGAAAUUGGCAAAGGUGAUUGCAUAA
Molecule: messenger RNA, 705 nt
Organism: Botrytis sinoallii
Lineage: Eukaryota; Fungi; Ascomycota; Leotiomycetes; Helotiales; Sclerotiniaceae
Exons: 2
Coding region: 1-705 (234 amino acids)
Source: RefSeq, a predicted model, not a curated record